AUACGAGUCUCUUUGCUUGGUUAUUUAAGAGCCAGAGUGACUGAGGAUAAUUCGUUUAGUAGAAUAUGAGAUUAAUAAUCGUCACUCUCUUUCUGGCGAGUUCGACAGUACCUGUGGCCUUUUGUAGCAGUGGAUAUAAAAGCAAGGAAAAAUGCAAAGAAUAUGCGAAUCUGGUAUAUGAGAAUGAGUAUAUUCCUGUGCUUCGAAAAGGCGCCGGUUCGAAUAGAGUGUCACGCUGUGCUAUUGUCGAGACGCCAUUGAUUAUCGGUGGUGUUAAAGCAAAAUCUAUGGAAUUUCCACAUACAGCAGUCAUUGGAUUCGGGACAAACGACAGGGACGUGUCGUGGCAGUGUGGAGGCACCAUAAUAUCAGAGAAUUAUAUUCUUACGGCUGCACAUUGCAUGGAAUCGCGAGACAAAGGUCCUGCUCGACUAGUUCGUGUGGGUUUAAUAAAUUUAAAAGAUCCUGGACACGCGAUGCAGGAAAGAAGAGUCGUGGAAAGAAUAAAACACCCGAACUAUCGUAUGCCGUCCAGAUAUCACGACAUAGCACUAUUAAAGUUAGCUAAACCUAUCUAUUUGAAUUCGCAAGUGAGACCUGCAUGUCUUGAAAUCGACUUUAUGAUUAACGGACGAAAGGCAAUAGCCAGUGGAUUUGGAAAAACAAGUUAUGACGGAAGCGAAGGCAGUAACGAAUUAAUGAAGGUGCAGUUAGAUUAUAUCUCACAAGAAGAAUGUGAAAAAGGAUUUAGGGCUGAAUUAGGCACAAGGCAAAUGCCGAGCGGUGUGAUACCGAAUUUAUUAUGCGCUGGUGUUAUGGAGGGUGGUAAAGAUACUUGUCAGGGGGACAGUGGAGGACCUUUGCAAAGAGUACUGACCGAACCCUACUGCAUGUACAGUGUAGUAGGUAUUACAAGCUUUGGUAAAUUUUGUGGUUUCAAAAAUUCCCCAGCAAUCUACUCAAGAGUCAGUACAUACAUUGAUUGGAUAGAGAGUAUAGUGUGGCCAUAGAAAGAUGAAUUUUAUUAAAAAUCAUACUAUUUCACGGAAUCAAUAAAAAUUAAGGAAAAGUGUU
Cephus cinctus (wheat stem sawfly) is the source of this 1074-nucleotide messenger RNA. RefSeq names its product serine protease snake. The transcript is spliced from 6 exons. The coding region runs from base 66 to 1010 and encodes 314 amino acids. Gene Ontology annotation, molecular function: serine-type endopeptidase activity. The record is from RefSeq and is a predicted model, not a curated record. Lineage: Eukaryota; Metazoa; Arthropoda; Insecta; Hymenoptera; Cephidae. Gene Ontology annotation, biological process: proteolysis.